This is a messenger RNA of Branchiostoma floridae (Florida lancelet), 3003 nucleotides long. RefSeq lists its product as uncharacterized. The record is from RefSeq and is a predicted model, not a curated record. NCBI's taxonomy places the organism in Eukaryota, Metazoa, Chordata, Leptocardii, Amphioxiformes, Branchiostomatidae. Gene Ontology annotation, molecular function: protein binding. Bases 1 to 3003 code for a protein of 1000 amino acids. The transcript is spliced from 18 exons. Gene Ontology annotation, biological process: regulation of apoptotic process.
AUGGACGAUUGGGACUUCCUCCGGGCUGCCCGGGAUGGGGAUGUAGAGAAAGUCCGGAGGGGGCUGGAGGCAGGAGUGGACGUCAAUACAAAGGAUUCGUUCGGAGAUACAUUUCUGCAUGAAGCGUGUAGAAGAGGUCAUGACAAGGUUGUGGAGCUACUCAUCAAGAACGGAGCUGAUAUCAAUGUGACUAACAGGUUAGGAGAAACAGGUCUGCAUUGGGCGUGUAGAGGAGGUCAUGACAAGGUUGUGGAGCUGCUCAUCAAGAACGGGGCUGACGUCAAUGUGACUGACAAGUACGGAAGCACAGGUCUGCAUAAAGCGUGUGGAGGAGGUAAUGGCAAGGUUGUUGAGCUGCUCAUCAAGAACGGAGUUGAUCUCAACGUGACUAACAAGAACGGAGACACAGGUCUGCAUUUAGCGUGUUACAAUGGACAUGACAAGGUUUUGGAGCUGCUCAUCAAGAACGGAGCUGACAUCAAUGUGACUAAUGCGUACGGAAACACAGGUCUGCAUAAAGCGUGUUUGGGAGGUCAUGACAAGUUUGUGGAGCUGCUCAUCGAGAACGGAGCUGAUCUCAAUGUGCCUAACGAGCACGGAGACACAGGUCUGCAUGAAGCGUGUAGAGGAGGUCAUGACAAGUUUGUGGAGGUGCUCAUCAAGAACGGAGCUGAUCUCAAUGUGACUAACAAGAAUGGACACACAGGUCUGCAUUAUGCGUGUGAAGGAGGUCAUGACAAGGUUGUGGAGCUGCUCAUCAAGAACGGAGCUGAUCUCAAUGUGACUGACAAGGACGGAGACACAGGUCUGCAUGAAGCGUGUCGAUGGGGUCGUUACAAGGUUGUGGAGCUGCUCAUCAAGAACAGAGCUGAUCUCAAUGUGGCUAACAAGGAGGGAAACACAGGUCUGCAUUACGCAUGUGAAGGAGGUCAUGCCAAGGUUGUGAAGCUGCUCACCAAGAACAGAGCUAAUCUUAAUGUGGCUAACAAGAACAACAAGCGCCCGGUUGACGUUGGUUGGGGAGUGGGCAGAGAUACACAGUUAUUGCUGGAGACCGAAACACGGAAGCAGGCGGAGUACAGCGAGCUGGUCUCCUCCGUGGGGUCUGAGGAGGGGACAACAGUCAAACUGUUUCUCUGUGGAGACGGGCAGACAGGCUUCAUCGUGGAGAGUCUCUGGAACAUGAGGAGGCAGUUCAGAAGACGAUACGUCUUUAACCCCACCCCGGGGGUGCAUGUAACCAGUAAAACCGUGCGGGGAAUCGGCAGACUCAGUCUGCAUGACUUCGCAGGACAAGCGCAGUUCUACGUCACACACGCCAUGCUGCUCCGCACCACUAACGCCAUCUUCCCUGUCGUCUACAAAAUCACGGAUAGGGAGGACGAACAGAAACGGCAGGUCCACGGUUGGCUGACAUUCAUCCACUGCAGUAACGCAGAUCCCACUUGCAAACCCCGGAUUGUCCUGAUCGCCAGCCAUGCGGAUAAGCUACAUGACAAAGCUGCAGGUUGGCGCAGGGCAACAGCUCUAGUGGAACACUACAGAAAACUAUUCCAGGAGUCACUAAUUGUGUCACAGGUGGUGUUUCUCAUCAACUGCCUGGAAGCGGGGUCUCGCGAGAUAAAGCGGGUGCGAGAGGUGCUGGAAACAUUCAGGGAUGACAUAUUGAAGCAAAGACCACAGGUUCCUAAGGUCUGUGUUCGCUUGUCAGAGAUCAUUGAAGUUUGGAAGAAGGAGAGGAAGACGUUCCCGGUGAUGGGAUGGCAGGAAUAUCUGGAAGCUGUCAGGAAAGCAUUAUCCUGGGAUUUCCAUCAGGAACGUAUAACACAGCUGGCGUCAUCGUACCUACAUGAUGAAGGGGAGAUAAUCUACCUUCGCCCCGAAAUUGAUUCGUCGGUAGUGCUGGACCCCCAGUGGUUGUUCACAUCCGUUUUCGGAUCCCUGCUCGCGCCGGAAAACUUCCCUAUCGACAAGGUCGCGAGGACUGCCGAAGACUACGUCACCAUUGAAGAGCUCACUCGUGUCUUCAGUGCCGUUGCCGACAUCCCUCUGCUGAUCAAACUCCUCCAGGACUUCCAGCUCUGCCACACGUACGACGAUCGCACCUUCAUCCUCCCCAGCCUGCUGCAGCAGGAGAUGGAAGAGGCGGCGUGGUCUCCUGUGUCCAGCAAGGCUGUCUACUUCGGUCUGCAGAUCCGAGGCCGUACGGAGAUCGACAGCUUCUCGUGCGACCUGUUCCCGCGGCUGCAGACGCUGCUGAUGCAAUCACACCCGGACAAGCUCAGCCGGCCUCUCCUGUGGAAGAACAGCGCCAAAUGUACCGACGGGAAGGCCGAAUCGCUACUGCAGAUCACCCAUGACAAGAGGCAGCUCAACGUCUUCGUCAGGAGCAACGAUGGCAGCAGGGAGGACUGCAACUCCAUCAUGGACCUCCUGAAGGACAUGACGUACCGCCUGCUGCACGAGACCAGCCCCGGAGCCAGGUCACGGGACAUGGUGCUCAGCGCCCUGGACAUCCGGGAACACAGACCGCAGCCUCACGCCUACAGCAGCGAAGAGGUGGAGGCGGCGGCAGCAAAGGGCGAGAACCUCGUCCAUCCUAAGAGGAACGUCCCGGAGAAGGUCAAGAAUCUGCUGCUGCAUCUCGGUAAUCUGAGAGGCAUGCUGGGACGGGUAGCCCGGAAGAGGCCGGAGCUGGUGGAGACCUUACGUCACAUCAACCCCAUCCUGGACCACCUCCGUGCUGAUGACGUCAUCAACUUGGACGAUAACGAUCGCAUCCGGGCUGCCAGGACUCCCCAGGAUGCAGCGCGCGAGCUGUUGGACAUUCUGGAGGCCAAAGGUGAAAGGGCAUGUGUCAAGUUCCACUCAGUCCUUAAAACAUGUGAUAAGUUUGCUGCAAGCCUCAUAGUGGAGGAAGAAAUGUCUGAGGAGGGCCUACAGCAAGUUAGAUCGGGAUUCAAUAACAGAACCUUUGAUAUUUUGUUAUCAGACAUUCGUUAG